AUGGUCAUAGCCCACCUCCGCCAGUCGAGUAUUGACCUCGACUCGGCUGACCGACCAUUUGACAAUAUCAUCAACUUUCGGGAUGUUGGCCGAACCGUCAACCAGGUGCUCGGUCGACGGGUAAUCAAAGAGGGUCUUCUCUUCCGAAGUGCCAGGCUAGACGAAGCCUCCGAGCGUGACAAGCGUCGUCUGACUGAAGAGUACCAUAUCUCCACCAUUAUUGACCUUCGAUCCAGCACCGAACACCACAUGGCCGCCACGAAACGCCUUUCUGAGUUGGAGAUCGCCCGUGCUUCCUGCAAUCGCCCAGAUGACAUCCACCUCGUUGACCUCCCACAUGUCCAACGUAGGCUGGUCAGUCUCACCGGCAGAGCUUUUGAGCGAGCUUUACUCUGGCGCCUUGAUUGGUGGAACUUCCUAAAAGUCAUUGCGCUUGCAGCAUCCGGCUACCGAGCCGACGCUGUCAUUAUCGUGGGUCAACAGGUCAUGUCUCCACGCGGCCUCAUCGGGCUCGGCAUCGAUACCCUCGAUAGUAGCUUCAGCGAGAUGAGAGAGCUUUUCGAAUUGCUUGCCGGUAGCGAGACACAGGCUAGCUCGGAAUUAAGCACAACCGACAGUAGCACGGAUUCUUCGUCUGCCGCCUCACCCUACCCUGUUCUCGUCCACUGUACUCAGGGUAAAGACCGCACGGGGUUGAUCAUUCUUCUCCUUCUGCUUCUGACGGGUGCUGUAACCCAAGAAGCCAUCCGGGCCGACUAUGUUCUCUCCGAGGGAGAGUUGGUCGUCGAGGUGGAGGAGCGGAUGAAAGAGAUCCGGAUGCUAGGGCUGUCAGAGGACUAUACCAAAUGUCCCGAUGGGUUCACUGCACAGAUCUGUGCGCAUCUGGAGACUAAGUAUGGGGGUGUGGAGGGAUAUCUAAAACAGGUGGGGGUGGACCAACUAGACCUGGAGCGAGUCAGGAAAAACCUACUCGCAUGA
This is a messenger RNA of Aspergillus aculeatus ATCC 16872, 978 nucleotides long. It is a transcript of the gene ptyA, whose product is annotated as putative tyrosine/serine protein phosphatase. NCBI's taxonomy places the organism in Eukaryota, Fungi, Ascomycota, Eurotiomycetes, Eurotiales, Aspergillaceae. Gene Ontology annotation, molecular function: phosphoprotein phosphatase activity. The record is from RefSeq and is a predicted model, not a curated record. Bases 1 to 978 code for a protein of 325 amino acids. Gene Ontology annotation, biological process: dephosphorylation. The transcript is spliced from 6 exons.